CAGCAACAGGGGGAAUCAAGUAGGCUGGGCGCCCCGCACCCAGGCGGGGGAGGGAGCUGCGCCGCAGCAAGUUCCGCAGGGUGGGGCGUCCCCCUCCCCACACAGCCCAGCCUUAGCCGGCCCUCAGGCCAGUGGGAGGAGCUGCUCGUGCUCCCCUCCGGGGGACCACAGGGCUAUAAAGCCGCCCCGCAGCUGUCUGCGGCUCCUUUCCGCCCUGUCCUAACUCUGAGAGCGGUGAUCACCAGCAGUCAUGAGCCACCAUCCGUCGGGCCUCCGGGCCAGCAUCAGCUCCACCUCAUACCGCCGCACCUUCGGGCCUCCACCCUCACUGUCUCCUGGGGCCUUCUCCUACUCGUCCAGCUCGCGCUUCUCAAGCAGCCGCCUGCUGGGAUCGGCGUCCCCGAGUUCCUCGGUGCGCUUGGGCAGCUUCCGUGCCCCUCGAGCUGGGGCCCUGCGCCUGCCCUCAGAGCGCCUCGACUUCUCCAUGGCCGAGGCCCUCAACCAGGAGUUCCUGGCCACUCGCAGCAACGAGAAGCAAGAGCUACAGGAGCUCAAUGACCGCUUCGCGAACUUCAUUGAGAAGGUGCGUUUUCUAGAGCAGCAGAAUGCAGCCCUGCGCGGCGAGUUGAGCCAGGCCCGGGGCCAGGAGCCAGCGCGCGCCGACCAGCUGUGCCAGCAAGAGCUGCGAGAGCUGCGGCGAGAGCUAGAGCUGCUGGGGCGUGAGCGCGACCGGGUGCAGGUGGAACGAGACGGGCUUGCAGAGGAUCUGGCGGCGCUCAAACAGAGGUUGGAGGAAGAGACGCGAAAAAGAGAGGAAGCGGAGCACAACCUCGUGUUCUUCCGCAAGGAUGUGGACGAUGCCACCCUGUCCCGCCUGGAACUAGAGCGCAAGAUUGAGUCCCUGAUGGAUGAAAUUGAGUUCCUCAAGAAGCUGCACGAGGAGGAGCUGCGAGACCUGCAGGUGAGCAUGGAGAGUCAGCAGGUGCAGCAGGUGGAGGUAGAGGCCACGGUGAAGCCAGAGCUGACCGCGGCGCUGAGGGACAUCAGGGCGCAGUAUGAGAACAUCGCAGCAAAGAAUCUGCAGGAAGCAGAGGAGUGGUACAAAUCCAAGUAUGCAGACCUGUCCGAUGCUGCCAACCGGAACCAUGAGGCCCUGCGCCAGGCCAAGCAGGAGAUGAACGAGUCUCGACGCCAGAUCCAGAGCCUGACAUGCGAAGUGGACGGGCUGCGCGGCACGAAUGAGGCGCUGCUCAGACAGCUGCGGGAGCUGGAGGAGCAGUUCGCCCUAGAGGCAGGUGGGUAUCAAGCCGGGGCCGCGAGGCUCGAGGAGGAGCUGCGACAGUUAAAGGAAGAGAUGGCGCGGCACUUGCGUGAGUACCAGGAGCUUCUGAACGUCAAGAUGGCCCUGGACAUCGAGAUAGCAACCUACCGGAAAUUGCUGGAGGGCGAAGAAAGCCGGAUCUCCGUGCCCAUCCAUUCCUUUGCUUCUUUAAGUUUAAAGACAACCGUGCCUGAGGUGGAGCCUUCCCAGGACAUCCACAGCCGGAAGAUGGUUCUAAUCCGAACAAUUGAGACCCGGGAUGGGGAGCAGGUGGUGACAGAGUCCCAGAAGGAGCAGCAUAGUGAGCUUGACAAAUCUUCCACUCACAGCUAUUGAGCCCCUUGGCUGGAAGGUCCCUGCUCCUGCUCUAGGCCUACUCUAAGCCUGGACCCUAAAACUAUCCCUGAAUGAGUUUCCCCUCCUCUGCAUGUGUCUGGGGUGGCAUCAAUCCCCCCACCCCUGUCUCUUAGCUAAGUCCUACCUGGCCAGCACUAGCUGAGCCUCUUCCUGACCUGAUACAUAUACUUAUUUCUUUGUGUCUUGGUAAGAGGCUGAUGAGUACCAGGACAAGUCUGCUCCAGUCAUGAUCCCAUGGUGGGGAUGGGUAGGGUCUGAGUCUGAGUUUCACUGUUGAGUCAAAUAAAAUUGCUAUUAAGAGAAACCUCCAGUGUAUUUGUG
This is a messenger RNA of Marmota flaviventris (yellow-bellied marmot), 1999 nucleotides long. It is a transcript of the gene Prph, whose product is annotated as peripherin. Gene Ontology annotation, biological process: intermediate filament organization. Gene Ontology annotation, molecular function: structural constituent of cytoskeleton. The record is from RefSeq and is a predicted model, not a curated record. Gene Ontology annotation, cellular component: plasma membrane; axon; type III intermediate filament. Lineage: Eukaryota; Metazoa; Chordata; Mammalia; Rodentia; Sciuridae.